GGCCCCUGGGGGUACCCGUAGAGGGAGAGCCGGCGGCCUGCGCUGGGGCCCCUCAUCAUGCGCUCCGUCAGCUACGUGCAGCGAGUGGCCCUCGACUUCCUCGGCGGAGGCCUCUUCCCCCACGCCGUCUGCCUCGGCGACGCCGACAACGACCGGCUGAACGAGCUGGCCGUGGGCGACACCAGCGGGAGGCUCUCCGUCUACAAGGGCCCCGACAGCAAGCCCUGGGCCGUCCGCGCCUGCCACGGCAUGCUCACCUGUGUUGGUGUUGGGGAUGUGUGCAAUAAAGGAAAGAACUUGAUAGUCGCCAUGAGUGCUGAAGGCUGGUUUCAUCUGUUUGACCUCACACCUCCCCCCUCAAAGCACCUGGAUGCCCCCGGCCACCAUGAGCCCCCACCGGCUGAGGACCAGAAGCUGGGAUUCAAGCAGCACAUUCCGGCCAACACCAAAGUCAUGCUGAUCAGUGACAUUGAUGGAGAUGGGAAGAACGAGUUAGUUGUGGGUUAUACAGACCGUGUGGUGCGAGCCUUUCGCUGGGAAGACUCCUCGGAGAGUUCAGAGACUAUUUCUGGCCAACUGGUGCUGCUCAAGAAGUGGCUGCUGGAUGGACAGGUGGACAGCCUCUCUGUGAAUCCGGGCCCCGAUGGUGCUCCUGAGAUGAUCGUGUCCCAGCCUGGCUGUGGCUAUGCCGUCCUGCUGUGUACUUGGAAGGCGGAUGGGCAGCGUCCAGCAGAGGGGGAGGCAGAUGGCUCUGCAGCUGCCAGGGACGUCCCAAUCCGGGAUGUUAUUCUGCACCAGACAUCGGGUAGAAUUCAUAACAAGAAUGUUUCAACCCAUCUUGUGGGAAACAUUGGCAGAGGGGGCGCCCAGCAGCACAGCGGUUCCGGUCUGUUUGCACUCUGCACAUUGGAUGGAACGCUGAAGCUGAUGGAGAGGGCAGACAAGCUGCUGUGGUCAGUGCAGGUCGACCACCAGCUCUUUGCUCUGGAGAAACUGGAUGUUACCGGAAAUGGGCAGGAGGAGGUGAUUGCUUGUGCUUGGGAUGGCCAGACGUAUAUCAUAGACCACAGCCGGACGGUCGCCAGGUUCCAGGUAGAUGAAAAUGUGAGCGCCUUCUGUGCAGGUCUUUAUGCCUGCAAGGGGGGCCGCAAUAGCCCUUGUCUGGUGUACGUCAGUUUCAAUCAGAAGAUCUACAUCUACUGGGAUGUGCAGUUGGAGAGAAUGGAAUCCACAAACCUGCUGAAGAUACUGGAGAGCAAUUCUGAAUACACAGAACUCCUGCAGCAGCUGGGUGUUGCUGGAGCUGAUGUUUCCGCUGUCAAAGAUCUGAUUCACAAGACCCUCUACCUGCCAGAACCUCUUCAGCCAAGGCAGCGUCAGGGCAGAACAGAGCCCUCCUCCAAGGGCUGCACCAACACCCAGGAGACCUGAGGAGCCCAAACGGCCCUGUCUGCUGCUCCAGCCUGCCCCUGUCCCCUGUGCCCGAUUGGGGGGGUGGGGUGGGGCUUUAAGCAGCAGCAUCAAGAAGACGGAUGGCCAGGCCUGGAGCCCCCAGCAGCACUGGUGCCAAAGGGCUGGGAAAAGCCUCUCGCGCUCUUCACGUGAACGCCUCAUCAGAUACUUGCCCUUUUGCCCAAAAUCGAACUGUCGAAACGGAAGAGUACAAAACAGAAAGUAAUUAAACGAAUGCACAGAACUCGUUAUAUGUCCGGGACUGUUGAUGCAGAAGGGGAAAGAGAAGCAGAUGGUAAAACGUAAAAUUCAUACUCUUAACUAAAGAAUUUAACAUUUGAAAAGCAGUACAGUCAAAGAGGAUGCAGAAGGUUCUUGAGGCUUCUCUUCCAGGGUAGCUCUGUGCUUUGUUGAGGGAUCUGUUGACCUUCUGGGGAAGGGUCAGGGUCCAAACCACGCUAGGAAGGGAUCAGAGUCCUCUGAAGAAUCGAACUCAGACUCUAAAAUAUGCCUUCAAACAACGCAGCAACUGAUGGUGCAGAAUUCCAGGGGGAGUGCUGGGAGGAGGGAAUCUCAGGACCCCUUUGGGUCAUGUCCGCAGGGAGAUUUCUGGAGGAGGAGGAGGAGGAGAGUCUGGUUCUGCAUCCCAAGUACUGGGAAGCUGAAUCGGGAAAGCCAGUGGUGGGGCAACACUCUGUACGACUGUGGUAUAAUGAAGCUGGAUUGCUACUUGUGAAAGGAGACUAUCCACCAAAGGGAGUGGGUUGCCACAUUCGUAUUUGAAUAAAAAUAAAUUUUAAAAAUG
Heteronotia binoei (common prickly gecko) is the source of this 2257-nucleotide messenger RNA. RefSeq names its product integrin alpha FG-GAP repeat containing 2 (gene ITFG2). The record is from RefSeq and is a predicted model, not a curated record. NCBI's taxonomy places the organism in Eukaryota, Metazoa, Chordata, Lepidosauria, Squamata, Gekkonidae. The transcript is spliced from 12 exons. The coding region runs from base 58 to 1431 and encodes 457 amino acids. Gene Ontology annotation, biological process: regulation of TOR signaling. Gene Ontology annotation, cellular component: KICSTOR complex.